CAGAUGAUCACCUCUCAUAAUUGCAAUCAUUAGGACUACUUGUGUUUCUGUCCUGUUCUCACCAUGGUGGAUUACAUAUUUAUAUGGACUCGAGUUCUGUUCAUCUACUGCUGUUUUCUGACUGUACAUUGUGUGCAACCCAAUUGUACCUCUGUGGCUGACUUUGACAACUGUCCAGGGAACAUAACAGACUUCUGUCCAAAGGAUAUUGUUUGUGCAUGCAAAGAUGGAGAGCCUUUUUGCAAAUGUCCAAAUUUCAGAGGUCAGUGGGGAAAUUACUGGUAUAUGGGAGCCAAAUGUGACCAACUCUGGAAUACUCUGGACCUGGUUUUGGUGACAGUAUUGCCUGGAAUAGGACUGGCUUUAAUAGUUGGUGUAACAAUCCAGACCAUCCACUACUGUAACAAGAAAUCAAAGAACAAUAUAAACGAUCAAAGACAACAGAAGAGUUCAUCAGGUCUCCAACCUGAGCAUAAAUCUGCAUAUGCUUUCGAUAAUGCUGCGAGAUUUUCUCAACCUCAAGAAGGCCAGAAUCCCUGGAGCUUAACCCGUCAGAAUGGCCUUCCUACAACUCCUGUAUCUCUACAGCAGCAAAUCUCUGGAAGAGAUUACAACUUCAUGAUUCAUAAAGAAGACAAUCCAAACAUCUAUCCAUCUUAUAAUUUGAAUGGCUCUCCAGGGACAGCUAAACCUGAAGCAAAUUAUGGGAACAAGUACUCCUCAACCAUGUACAUGAAGCCACUCUUGAAUUUUUCCACACCAGGACUUCCAAAGUCAAACUACAUUCCAAGAGAGAAACAACAAAUUGGAUACCCAAGUUCUGAAGAGCAAGAAAUCCCUUAUAGGAUUGGCCGUGUGCAGAUAAAAUCUGGCUAUUAAAAGUUUCUUGCCAUCAAUUCUUAUCUCUUUUAUACCUUUAGCUUUUCCUUUCCUCUCCCCCCUGUGACCACAAAGCAAACUUACUUUCAUUUCCAAUAUUUAACUUCAUUAACUCAGUAGGGGAGGUAAAUACUUGUUAUCUCUAAAAUUCAGCAUAACACUUGGUUCCUGAUUUAUGGCAUGUAUCUUUAUAAAUUGCUCAGUGAAAUGCACAGAAGGAUGGUUACAAAUUGCUUUUAGGAAAUUUUGAAUACUUUAGAGUUACUGGGUAAAUCUAAGAAAUUGCACCAAAGCAUCAGCAUGUAAAUAUGAAUUUUAUUUGAAAUGUGCAAUAUGAUUAUACAAUAAUUCCUUAAAAUAAACUAAGAAUUGCUAAAUGA
This is a messenger RNA of Phyllostomus hastatus (greater spear-nosed bat), 1259 nucleotides long. RefSeq lists its product as uncharacterized. The transcript is spliced from 7 exons. NCBI's taxonomy places the organism in Eukaryota, Metazoa, Chordata, Mammalia, Chiroptera, Phyllostomidae. The coding region runs from base 64 to 879 and encodes 271 amino acids. The record is from RefSeq and is a predicted model, not a curated record.